Molecule: messenger RNA, 2730 nt
Organism: Exophiala xenobiotica
Lineage: Eukaryota; Fungi; Ascomycota; Eurotiomycetes; Chaetothyriales; Herpotrichiellaceae
Exons: 1
Coding region: 652-2532 (626 amino acids)
Biological process (GO): transmembrane transport
Cellular component (GO): membrane
Molecular function (GO): transmembrane transporter activity
Source: RefSeq, a predicted model, not a curated record
GUUGGUACAAUACAACAACAACCUCCUCCUGGCUGCCUCCCAAAUUCAAGCCGGCAUCAAUCUUUGAUUCGACGAGGGAAACGGCGAUGGCGAGGCUGACAACAUGGUGGAAAUGGUCGCGAACUUUCCAUGCGUCAUCGAUUUGUUCCUUCCCAUCGCUACCAUGACUCUGGGUUCGCUUCUUUCGUACUCCGUACCAAGUUCGCUCUUUGCCCCAACAUCCUUGACCCGAACAGUCCAUCACUUGUACAAUUACCCCAGUCUUCAUUCUUUAGAAAAGGCAGGUUUAUGGUCUCUCACUUUCAACGACAGCAUUCUUCUCGUUCACUAAACAAUUUUUAUCUACUGUUAUGAGGACUUCGGUGACUCUUCCAACGACACUCAUUCUUCCAAAACUCGCUGACACACCCACACACCCCAUCUUUCGCCACCAGGCAGCAACUUCGACCUCAGUCGGCUCGGAUUUGAGCCGAUGCCGCAUAUCUGCCGGCUCCUCAAACACUCACGCACAGACAUUGAAAGCGGUUGCUCAGAGUUUCAUUGUGCUGUUGAUCGCCUUAUUGACCUGGAGACCCUUCUUAAAGUCUUCGAAGCGGAUUCCCUACCUAGAAACCUUUGACUACAAUUUGUCUUCUCAGAGCACGCCUCAACAUGAAGAGAGGAACCGAUGACACGCUUGUGGCGGCCGGCGAGGGCCUGCAAGGCGAAGACGCUGUGCCUGCAAACACCACAGCUGCUGAAAAUGAAUCCUCAUCGCUGAGAGUAUCUCCUUCGCCGAGUGACGGCCUAAGUACUUCCGAAAAGUUACCACAGGAAGCAAAUGGCACCACCACUAGCCCUCCGUUCGACGAAGUCCCUGUCGAGCGCCCUGAGAAACCCGAGUUGACGAGGCAAGAAUCUCGAGCAGACAAAUUUUCAAAGUCGAGAAUCGUUAUCAUUAUGUUCUCUCUUUGCAUGGCUCUAUUUCUAGCUGCUUUGGACGUCACCAUCAUCACAACUGCUUUACCAACCAUUGCCGAACACUUUCACGCCUCAACAUCAGGCUACACCUGGGUUGGUAGUGCAUAUCUCCUAGCCAAUGCCGCCAGCGUCCCACUUUGGGGCAAGCUUUCUGACAUAUGGGGUCGGAAACCCAUGAUCUUCUUAGCCAACAUCAUCUUCAUGGCUGGCAGUCUUAUCGCGGGCAUCAGCAAUUCCAUUGGACUACUCAUUGGAGGGCGAGUCAUCCAGGGCAUUGGAGGUGGUGGUCUAGUCAUCCUGGUCAACAUCUGUAUCGCCGAUUUGUUCAGCAUGAGAGAUCGUCCAAAGUACUACGGCAUAGUAGGCAUGGUCUGGGCAAUUGCCUCAGGCGUUGGGCCCGUUAUUGGAGGUGUUUUUACUGAAAGGGUCUCCUGGCGUUGGUGUUUCUACAUCAACUUGCCCUUGGACGGUGUCUCGCUGGUCCUUCUCACAUUCUUCCUCAAGCUCGAGACCCCGAGGACUCCUUUCUGGGCAGGUAUCAAAUCCAUCGAUUGGGUCGGAGUACUCGCUAUUGUUGGUGGAGUGGUAAUGUUCCUGUUCGGCAUGGAGUCGGGGGGUACCGAGCGUCCGUGGAACAGCGCGUAUACCCUCUGCCUGAUCAUCUUUGGAGUGCUUACUAUCGUGCUCUUCUUCAUCAACGAGUGGAAGUUCGCCAAAUACCCGGUCAUUCCGCUGCGACUGUUCAAUGAUACGUCCAACUUGGCCUCUUUGGGAGUCUGCUUCAUUCAUGGGUUCGUCUUCAUCGCUUCGAGCUACUAUCUUCCCAUCUACUUCCAAACGGUCCUUGGCGCAACACCUAUUCUCAGCGGCGUGUACCUAUUUGCAUUAGUCCUCAGUUUGUCAUUCAUGUCGGCGGCGGCUGGCAUUUUCAUCAAGAAGACAGGUCGAUACCGAGAACCGAUUUGGUUUGGUCUGUUCAUGAUGACUCUUGGCUAUGGCCUCUUCAUCGAUCUGGAACCCCGGGCAAAUUGGGCCAAAAUCAUCAUCUUUCAGAUAAUAGCUGGCAUAGGAGUCGGACCGAAUUUCCAAAGUCCUCUGAUUGCUUUACAGAGCCAUGUCAAGGGUCACGAUAUUGCCGUGGCUACCGCCACUUUUGGAUUCAUCCGUAAUUUGUCGACUUCAAUCUCUGUUGUUCUGGGUGGCGUGGUCUUCAGCAACGAGCUGUCAAAGCAGAAGGGCAAACUUGAGGAUGCCCUUGGCCCGAAACUGGCUGCGCAGUUGACCGCCUCGAGCUUCGGAGCGACCGCCGAUGUGGUUCGACGUCUGACUGCCACCAAGCAGACCGCGGUCCAUGAAGCCUACACCUCAAGUCUGCAGAAAAUGUGGAUCUUCUACACAGCUUUUGCGGCAUUCGGGAUAUUUAUCAGCUUGUUCAUCACGAAGAAGACGCUGAGCAAGGUGCACCAGCAGGCCAAGACGGGUCUUGCAGAGCAAGAGCGCGUGAGACAGGAGGAAAUCGCGGAAAGGCAGGCUAGACGGGGCACUGCUGAUGCAGAAAAGGGAGGACAGUAGGGAGUCUCUACCAUUCUUGGGUCGUGUAAGAAGGGUAAAAGCAUGGCGCAUCGACGGGACAGAAAUAUCAUGUGAGCGAUUCAGGCGGGAGUUUUUGGGACAGUACAGGACAACCCUAGGCACUUGUGUCCAGUCGAGUGUUAUCCUUACUCAACAUCAUAUGCAUUGAUCAAUAAACAAGUCUUCUCCGUUUACGAA